Molecule: messenger RNA, 1256 nt
Organism: Cornus florida
Lineage: Eukaryota; Viridiplantae; Streptophyta; Magnoliopsida; Cornales; Cornaceae
Product: carbonic anhydrase 2-like
Exons: 10
Coding region: 188-1021 (277 amino acids)
Biological process (GO): carbon utilization
Molecular function (GO): zinc ion binding; carbonate dehydratase activity
Source: RefSeq, a predicted model, not a curated record
GUUUAUUUUUGGCCCAUCCUCAUCUUCCCCUCCUAUUUAAUCUUCUUCAUACAGACUGACUCAUAAGCCUCACAGUUUCUGCUACACCAGUAUCUCCUUUAGGCCAGGUGGAAGACAGUCCAUUUCUGUAGCUCAUAACUCCAAUUUGCAGGUGUGUGGAGAGAGAGAGAGGCGGGCAGAGAGAAGUAUGGCUGGAAAGUUUAAGAAGUGCAUGAUGAUAUGUUGUUCAAGAAAGCUUCAACAGAGAGACGAUAUGUCGAACGAUUACGAGGAGGCCAUUGCAGGGUUGCAGAAGCUUCUCAGUGAAAAUGGUGACCUGGAGAAGGUGGCGGCCGGAAAAAUCAAGCAGUUAACGGCGGAGCUGGAAGCGGCUGCAGCCGUAUCGUUCAACCCGGUGGAGAGGAUUAAAACCGGGUUCACCCACUUCAAGACCGAGAAAUUCGACAAAAAUCCAGAUUUGUAUGGUGCACUUGCGAAAGGCCAGAGUCCUAAGUUUAUGGUAUUUGCCUGCUCGGACUCCCGAGUCUGCCCAUCGCACAUCCUUGAUUUCCAACCAGGGGAGGCUUUCGUCGUGCGAAACAUUGCCAACAUGGUCCCUCCAUAUGACACCACGAAAUACUCUGGAGUUGGGGCGGCCAUUGAAUAUGCAGUACUGCAUCUGAAGGUGGAGAAUAUUGUGGUGAUUGGACACAGCUGUUGUGGUGGGAUAAAGGGGCUCAUGUCUAUCCCAGAUGAUGGGACCACAGCUAGUGAAUUUAUAGAAAACUGGGUUAAAAUCUGCUUGCCUGCAAAGACCAGGGUGAAAGCUGAAUUUGACAGUUUGGAUUUCGCGGAACAGUGCCAUAACUGCGAGAAGGAGGCUGUGAAUGUGUCCUUGGGAAACCUAUUAACAUAUCCAUUUGUGAGACACGGCGUCAUGAAGAAAACCCUAUCGGUGCAGGGAGCACACUAUGAUUUUGUUAAGGGAUGUUUUGAGCUCUGGAAUCUUGAUUAUGGCGUUUCGACCACUCUCUCUGUAUGAGCAUCCACCAUUUCACUUGCUGCUGCACCUUCUUUUGUUUUUCUUUUACUCCUUUCUUUCAGCUAAUGCUGUAUAAAUGUCUUCCCUUGAACAAACAGGUUAGACAAAAAUAAUGCUGGUUGGCUUCUCUAACUGGCAUAUGAAAUAUAUUUUGUGCUUGAACCUAUUGUUAAGAAAGCUGGUUGGCUUCUAACUGGCAUAUGAAAUAUAUAUUAUGCUUGUCCCAUCUAAAGAA